GCACAAAAGGAUAAAAAAAAAUGGACAAGAAACUGCGAGUCUGCGACACGAGCCGAGCAGGAUGCGUCGAUUUGACCACCGCCUCCUCUUCCUCCUCCCCUCCUCCUGAAUGGCGGCAUCCUCUUCUCCAAAUCUCUCCCCCUCUUUAUUUCCUCCUCCGCCGCCUUCUCGUCUCCUCCCCCUGCUACUCCUCCUACCCGCUCGAAACCCUAACCCUAGCGCAGCCGCUCCCCAUGGCUGCCGACUACCGCACCCCCGACCGCCUCCUGCCCGCCGCCGCCGAGGAGCCAUCCCAGGGCCCGCCCAAGCCGGUGCUUAGCGCCCCCGCCGCUGCGGCCACCCACGACGGCCUCCGCUUCUGGCAGUACAUGCUCGCCGGCUCCGUCGCCGGCGUCGUCGAGCACACGGCGAUGUUCCCCGUCGACACCCUCAAGACCCACAUGCAGGCCACCGCGCCGCCGUGCCGCCCGGCCGUGUCGCUGAGGGCGACCCUGCGCAACGCCAUGGCCGGCGAGGGCGGCGCCCUGGCGCUCUACCGGGGGCUCCCGGCCAUGGCGCUCGGCGCCGGCCCCGCCCACGCCGUCUACUUCUCCGUCUACGAGUUCGCCAAGUCGGCGCUUACCGACCGCCUCGGCCCCAACAACCCCGCGGCGCACGCGGCCUCCGGGGUGCUAGCCACCGUCGCCAGCGACGCGGUCUUCACCCCGAUGGACACAGUCAAGCAGCGGCUGCAGCUCACCAGCAGCCCGUACACGGGCGUCGGGCACUGCGUCCGCACCGUGCUGCGCGACGAGGGGACCGGGGCGUUCUUCGUGUCCUACCGGACCACCGUGGUGAUGAACGCACCCUACACCGCAGUCCACUUCGCCGCCUACGAGGCGGCGAAGCGGAUGCUCGGGGACAUGGCCGCCGACGAGGAGUCGCUCGCUGUUCAUGCCACUGCUGGGGCCGCAGCUGGCGCGCUCGCAGCAGCGAUCACCACGCCGCUCGAUGUGGUCAAGACGCAGCUGCAGUGCCAGGGUGUGUGCGGCUGUGAGCGCUUCUCAAGUAGCUCUAUAAGAGAUGUGUUUAAAACAAUCAUAAAUCGUGAUGGAUAUGCUGGGCUCAUGAGGGGAUGGAAGCCAAGGAUGCUGUUCCAUGCACCCGCAGCUGCGAUCUGCUGGUCCACAUAUGAAGCUUCAAAGUCAUUUUUCGAAAGAUUCAACGAGAAAAGGAGGAAAUAGUCCGGGAAUUUCUUCAAGUCCCAUGUAUUUUUCUUGAAGUCAAUGUACUUCUAUACAGAAGAAUACUUGCUCAGCUGACAGAAAGAUGCAGCGCCAGGAUACAGUUGUUGUGCAAUUGUGCCCCAGAGCGUUCCACGACGAAUUGAGAUGAGCUGCGCCUCAAAAUCUGUCUAACAAGGUCUUUCUGUACCUUGUAUUUCUUUUCAGAUAAGUUGAUGUAUUAUUUUCCAGCCCCGGGUUGAGGUAAUAAGUACUACAAUGAUAUUUUUGUCCCCAAGUUCGAUCAGAAUCACUCAGCAAAGUUGUAUAUGUAUGGCCUCUUGCCUUGUGCCAGAUUAUUGAUAAUGCAAGCUAAAGAGGCUUCGGUUUUCUUACCA
Messenger RNA from Phragmites australis (common reed), 1600 nucleotides. RefSeq lists its product as uncharacterized. Gene Ontology annotation, molecular function: ferrous iron transmembrane transporter activity. Gene Ontology annotation, biological process: iron import into the mitochondrion. Bases 21 to 1223 code for a protein of 400 amino acids. The transcript is spliced from 2 exons. The record is from RefSeq and is a predicted model, not a curated record. Gene Ontology annotation, cellular component: mitochondrial membrane. Lineage: Eukaryota; Viridiplantae; Streptophyta; Magnoliopsida; Poales; Poaceae.